Molecule: messenger RNA, 730 nt
Organism: Diabrotica balteata
Lineage: Eukaryota; Metazoa; Arthropoda; Insecta; Coleoptera; Chrysomelidae
Source: the annotation of a GenBank genome assembly
GUCAGGUCUUAAUUUAUUUUGUCUUGGAGACAAUUUUGGUGAAUGGUAAACUUAAUCCUGAUAAAUAAUAUUUUAAAAUGACUGACAUCUCAGUAGAAGUAUCUGGGGAAAUGGAUGCCCCUAUAGUUACCCCAAAAAGCAAAUUGCCAAGCUUCCUUCAACUUCCAACCCAGAUGCCCGAUCCCAAAGAAUGGAUAAGUCAACAGAGGCAGAAAGUACGACCCUGGCUAAUUUUUAUAAUGACUUCAAAUUUCAAAAUACCAGUAUCAAUCCCACGACUCGGCAAACGAAUCAUGAGGAAUAUCGAAUAUUUUCAAGCCAACUACUUAUUUGUAUUUCUAGGACUAGUAGUGUAUUGUCUUGUAACCUCUCCACUCAUUCUACUGGUAAUUGCCGGCACAUUCUACGUAGGUUACCGCAUAAACAAGAGGCAACAGGAAAAACCACUAGUCCUAUUUGGCAAAGAAUUAACCUUAGCACAGCAAUAUGGAAUCGUAACGUUAUGUUCACUACCGAUAUUUUACUUAGUAGGCGCACAUGGGGCAAUAUUUUGGGUUUUAGGUGCUUCAAUGGUCGUGAUAACAUUGCACGCGGCAUUUUACAACAUUGAAGCGCUCGUGACAAGAGAAGACGAUUCCUACGCCUUGCUGGAAGAAGUUUAACUAAAGAAGUGUAUAUUUAUUGGAAAUGUAUAUAAUUUUAUUAUCAAUAUCUUUUCGAGAAAUUGUUG